AAUAAUACAAAAUUAAAGGAAACAAGUGGAAAAUUCUAGAUUUGCAAAACCCUAAUCCCCAAUUCCAAAGAUACACGAUCGAUCCAGUCAAGCUUCAUAGUUGACCCAAUCCAUCUAUGGCUUGGAGAAGAAGUUGCCGACUGUACUCCCUUACCAAUAAGAUCCCCAUUCCAUCUCCUUCAUUCCUCACCUCCUUCUCCCGCAAUGGCCGCAAUCCAGCUUCUCCCCUCAGAAUAUGGCUACGUCGUCCUCGUUCUUGUCCUCUACUCCUUUCUCAAUUUCUGGAUGGCCGGUCAGGUCGGCCGCGCUCGCAAGAGGUAUAAGGUCUUUUACCCUAAUUUGUACGCUCUUGAAUCCGAGAACAAGGAUGCCAAACUCUUCAAUUGUGUCCAGAGAGGGCACCAAAAUUCGCUAGAAAUGAUGCCUUUGUUCUUCAUGCUUAUGAUUUUGGGAGGAAUUGGGCAUCCUUGCCUUAGCGCUUCCUUUGGAAUUCUCUAUGUUGUGUCUCGAUUCUUCUACUUCAAAGGUUACGCUACCGGUGUGCCUGAAAAGCGCCUCACCAUCGGGAAAUUUUCUUUUCUGGCAUUGCUGGGGUUGAUGGUUUGUACAAUCUCGUUGGGUGUUAAGCUUCUUCGUCAGUAAGCUUAUAAUCCUGUUGAGCUUGGGCUGAUGUUUUAGUGUUGUUCUUCAUCUUCCUCGUUGCCUUGGACUUCAGUCUAUGACUUUUGAUUGUGUGGUUUUUUUUUUUUUUUUUUUUGUGUUAUUAAGAGUUUGAAUAACGGUUUUUUUUUUUUUCCUUCCUAAUCUUUGUUAUAGAAGUUGCAACUUUUUACUUCAAAAAAAAAAAAAAAAAAAAAAAAGUUAUAGUAAAUUUGAGACUUCUUUUAUCAAAUGAAGUGUAAAACGUAGAUUUGCCUCUUAAUUUAAGAGAGGCCUUUGAACUUUCGUCAUGUUCAAUCCUAUUUUCUUUGUAGUUAUA
Messenger RNA from Cucumis melo (muskmelon), 979 nucleotides. RefSeq lists its product as uncharacterized. The transcript has 4 exons. The coding region runs from base 205 to 642 and encodes 145 amino acids. NCBI's taxonomy places the organism in Eukaryota, Viridiplantae, Streptophyta, Magnoliopsida, Cucurbitales, Cucurbitaceae. The record is from RefSeq and is a predicted model, not a curated record. Gene Ontology annotation, cellular component: endoplasmic reticulum; nuclear envelope; membrane. Gene Ontology annotation, molecular function: glutathione transferase activity; glutathione peroxidase activity.